Messenger RNA from Macrosiphum euphorbiae (potato aphid), 1080 nucleotides. The record is from the annotation of a GenBank genome assembly. NCBI's taxonomy places the organism in Eukaryota, Metazoa, Arthropoda, Insecta, Hemiptera, Aphididae.
AUGCCGUAUUGUAGUGUAUUUGGUUGUAGUAACAAUAAAGGAACGCAUAGAUUUCCUAAUCGCGAUAAUUCACCUGUGCGUUUUAAUAAAUGGAUCAAUUUUUGCAAGCGUAAACUUUUUAAACCAACUAAUAAUUCUGUGAUAUGUUCUCAUCAUUUUAAAAGUCAAGAUUUUGAUGACUCAGACAUUUUAAAACAAAAAUUAUUGGGAGACAAAUACAAGUUAAGAUCACCCCGCUUAAAACCAGGUACGGUAUUAACAAUAUUUGUAAUAAAUAAUGAUAAAAAUAGCGAUGGUAAUGCAACAACUAAAAAACCCCGUUCUGAAAGAAUAAAAAAUCAAGAAAAAAAAGAUAUGGUUGAGAGUUUAAUCGCUAAAAAAUCAAAUAUUGAUUCAUAUGAACAUAAUAAAAAGGAGGUAAAGAUAAGUUGUACGGAGGAUAAUAUAAGUGAUGUAGAAGAAAACGCGUCAUAUACAGAUAAUGAUUUUUAUGAUGAUCCCGAUUUUGAGUGUGAAAAUGAGGAGGAAGACUACACUGAAGAAUUUGAUAAUGUUGAAAACACCGAAAUAAAAUAUUGUUUAGUAUUUAUUAAUUCAUUACUAACACUGUUUACAGUUUGUAAUAUUUGUAAAAGUAAAAUAAUAAAUAAAAAAUGGUACGCAAUUGGUGCAACAAUAUGUGUAAGAUCAGAAUGUAGUGAAGGUCACUCAUCAAAAUGGUUUUCACAGCCUGUUAAUAAACAAUUUUCUAAGGGUCACGUCCAUAUUGCUACAUCUAUACUUUUAUCUGGUACUUUAUUUGCUACGUUUAAAGUAUUUUGUUCAAGUUUAAAACUUGUAAUGUUUAGUAGAACAACAUACGAUAAAAUUAUGAAUAAAUAUUCUUACCCUCUAAUCGGAAAAAUAUGGGAGAAAAAGAGAACAGAACAGAUGAAUUAUGUCAAGGAAAGUGGACAGUUAUGGAUUGCUGGAGAUGGUCAGUACGAUUCACCUGGUUUUUGUGCCAAAUAUUGUACUUAUACUUUUAUGGACAUUAAUUCUGGUUGUAUAGUAGAUUUUCAAUUAAUUCAAAAAAAAUGA